AUGGCGUAUAAACCAAGCAUAUGCACAAUGUCUCUGGGCAGAUGCUACGCUGGCCAUUCUCUCCCAGAGAAACUAGACAUGGCCAUGAAAUACGGCUUCUCCGGCAUAGAGUUGUUUUACGAAGACCUCCUGGACCUCGCCAAGAAGAUGCCUGGCGGAGCCACUCCGGAAAAUCACAUCUCGUCUGCUCAUUUGAUUAAAGGGUAUUGCGACGAUCGUAACCUCGAAAUCAUUUGCCUCCAGCCUUUCAUGCACUAUGAAGGACUUGUGGACCGAAACUUGCACAAUCGCCGCAUAGAGGAGAUGAGACUCUGGUUCAAAAUGGCACACGUGCUGGGUACCGACCUUAUCAUGUUGCCAAGUAGCAACCUACCGCCGGAUCAAAUCACCAAGGACAUGGAUUGUAUUAUCCAAGACAUGGUAGAAAUAGCAGAAAUGGGUCUUCAAGAAUCACCCGUCAUUCGCUUUGCAUACGAAGCUCUCUGUUGGGGAACUCGUGUUGAGACCUGGGAGGCCAGCUGGGACAUUGUGUGCAAAGUAAACCGGCCAAACUUUGGCAUCUGCCUAGACACAUUCAACAUUGCAGGCCGCAUAUAUGCUGAUCCCACAAUGUCAACCGGCCGCAAUCCCGACGCCGGCCGAACCUUGUCGCAGUCUUUGGAUCGCCUUGUUCAGUCUGUCCCAGCCGAUAGAAUAUUCCUCUUGCAAGUCGCUGAUGGGGAGCGACUCGCACAGCGACUCCUGCAAGGCCACGAGUUCUAUGACCCGGAACAGCCACCUCGUAUGAGCUGGUCUAGGAACGCAAGACUGUUCUAUGGUGAACCUCAUUACGGAGGUUACCUGCCUAUCCGAGAGAUACUUCAGGUUCUUAUUUCACGGGUAGGAUUCAAAGGCUGGUUAAGUCUUGAAGUAUUCAACAGGCGACUUGCCGAUACAGAUCGGUCAGUUCCAGAAGAAAUGGGCAAGAGGGCAUCACAAUCAUGGAACAGUCUCAAGAGAGACCUCCAUUUGAAUACCAAUAGCCUGAGCUAUACCAGCAAGCUUUUACACUUGCUAAAUUCGAGUAAUGAUUCUCAGCAUAUUAUUCGUACUCACAUGUGA
Trichoderma virens Gv29-8 is the source of this 1101-nucleotide messenger RNA. RefSeq lists its product as uncharacterized. The coding region runs from base 1 to 1101 and encodes 366 amino acids. The transcript has 2 exons. The record is from RefSeq and is a predicted model, not a curated record. NCBI's taxonomy places the organism in Eukaryota, Fungi, Ascomycota, Sordariomycetes, Hypocreales, Hypocreaceae.